AUGUCUGCGACCAUGGAAGAGAAGGUCCAGGAGGCCAGCAAUGCAAAUGAGCCACUGGAGAUACGACACAAUCAACAAACAAACCUCGAACGCUGGCAGCCAUGUUGCAUAUGGCCUGUUGGAUUUAACGGUCUCAUACAAGACCGAUGGUUUUAUGAGAAAUCCUCACGGCUGUACGACAAAGCCAGUCUACACCACAUUUUCGUCACCGUGUUGAUUGUAAUCGUAGUUGGAGAGUUGCUAUCGAGUGCGCAUUUGUGCUUGAGCGGGACAGCGACGCUGAGUCAUCUUGGCGAGGAAAACUUUUAUAAACUUGGACACCAACUUGUAUGGCAAGAAAUAAUGGCAUCUGUAAUGUCACUCGUGACCGGCGUAUUUCUCCAAAUAGUUACGUUUUACUGGUUGAAAUGCGGAAAUACUCUGAUCUACACAGACUACAAGAUCGCUUUCUACGUCGCCAUUGCAUGGAACGUGCUGGCGCUUAUCAUGGUCGUAAUGGGUUUUGACUACACGCAUGUAAUGCCGAUUAAAUCUCUUCAUAGUCUGAAAGCGGUGGCUGCAUUUCUCAUGUCAUUUUAUUAUAUGUCCAUCUUGUUGACGUCAUUUUUCAUGGGUGCUUGUAACGGUGUCAUAGUGAGCUUUCUGUACAUGUACCUUGAGGAUCUAGGUGCGGUACCUUUACUGCUGGGAAUCGCGAGCUUCAUCAGCCUCUCCUCCAACGUGCUUAUGUAUAUAUUUGUGCAUGACGUCAUAGAGGUCAUAGGUCACAUAUGGGUCAUAAUGUGCGGUCUGGGCGGAUACACUGUACGAUUCAUUAUAUAUUCACAAAUUUACAACCCCUGGUUCGUCUUACCGGGAGAGUGUUUACAAGGUAUCUCAUCGGCAGCUAUCAGCAUAGCUCUUACGUCAUAUUUUGCUGCGGAUGUUCCUACAGUUUCCAUGACAACCAUUCAGGGAAUUCUAUACAUGAUGCACAUGGGUCUUGGCACAUUCGCUGGAAAUCUUAUUGGUGGCGCACUUUACGAUCUGUACGGUGCACGAACGAUGUUUCUUCUCUUUGGCAUCACGAGUUGCACCGUGCUGGUUAUUUUCUUCUUCGCACUGAGGGUUACAGAGAAACCGAAGUUUCCGGAGCCUGAUUGCAAAACUUACCUAGAGCUUGAAGGUAUUAAUACCAACAAAAAGAACGUUGGCAAGGAGACUAAAGAAGACAACUGA
Messenger RNA from Saccoglossus kowalevskii, 1218 nucleotides. Its product is annotated as major facilitator superfamily domain-containing protein 6-like. Gene Ontology annotation, cellular component: membrane. Gene Ontology annotation, molecular function: transmembrane transporter activity. The record is from RefSeq and is a predicted model, not a curated record. Lineage: Eukaryota; Metazoa; Hemichordata; Enteropneusta; Harrimaniidae.